GAGCAGACAGACAGAAGUGGACAAGCUUUGAUUCGGGGUAUCUAUGGCAUUUAAUUCUUCAAAUCACUCCAAAUGCCAUGACAUUGUUGUCGUGGAGUCUGGACAGCCCAUCACCUCUGCGGUCAUGUUCUCGGCCGGGGUCGUGGGAAACAUCGUGGCGCUGGUCCUGAUGGUGGUUCGGCGCAGGAUAACCAGUCCGUCUCUGUACCAGGUCCUGGUGACAGCGCUCCUCAUGACGGACCUGCUGGGCUCCAUCUCCGUCAGUCCUCUUGUAAUUACAGCUUAUGCUGGGAGGAAGACUUUGGUGGGGAUGAGUGCAGGAGGAGAGGUGUGCUCGUACUUUGGGUUCAACAUGACCUUCCUGAGCCUUUCCACGCUGACCUUCCUGUGCGUACUGGCUCUGGAGCGCUACCUCUCCAUAGGUCACCCUUACUUUUACGAGAGGCACAUGAUCAAGCGCGGGGGUUACAUCACUAUUGCUCUGGUCUACACGGGGAGCAUACUUUUCUGCGUCUUUCCCUUUCUGGGUUUUGGUAAAUACGUGCAGUACUGCCCGGGGACCUGGUGCUUCCUGGAGAUGAGCCACGAGGAUGGAAAAGAUAACAUUUACAUCGGAUUUUACGCAUCUUUCAUCCUCAUCGUCAUCUCCAGCACGGUGCUGUGUAACAUAUCUGUCAUUUUCCACUUGGUGGUAAUGUACAGGAGGCACAAAGCGCGCCGCAGCGGGGUGUCUGCGCACCCCCGGUACCGCAGGUCUCUGUCCAUGUCGGAGGAAGUGGAGCAUCUCCUGCCGCUGACUAUUAUCACUGCGGUCUUCAUCUGCUGCACCUUCCCCUUAGUGCUCAGAGUGUACAUAAAUAUCACAGGCUUCCAUGAAGAGCACCAUGAAGCUGACCUCCGUGCUCUCCGUUUGCUGUCGUUCCACUCCAUCAUCAACCCUUGGGUCUUCAUCAUUCUCCGCCCCUCCACUCUGAAAAUCAUCUGGAGGAAGUUGCGUAAACCGAAACCGCAGAAGUCCACAUUCAUGUGGGGGGAGAAUAUUGGUGUUCAGUCCAAACUAACUGGGGGGAAUCCUUGCUAUGCAGCUCCUGAAGCAGUAAAAUGAUGAUAGUGGAUGUGGGCAAGUUACACAAGGUCUCUCAGGUGGUGUAGUCUCAUAGUGCGGACUGGAGAAAGGCUUAGUUCCCUUAGUUAUGCUGCUAUAGGCCUAGACUCGGGGGAUUUCCCAUGCACUGAGCUCCUC
Molecule: messenger RNA, 1243 nt
Organism: Morone saxatilis (striped sea-bass)
Lineage: Eukaryota; Metazoa; Chordata; Actinopteri; Moronidae
Product: prostaglandin E2 receptor EP2 subtype-like
Exons: 2
Coding region: 44-1105 (353 amino acids)
Biological process (GO): positive regulation of cytosolic calcium ion concentration; inflammatory response; cellular response to prostaglandin E stimulus
Cellular component (GO): plasma membrane
Molecular function (GO): prostaglandin E receptor activity
Source: RefSeq, a predicted model, not a curated record